GUACAAUGGCAGAAGAAGCUCCCGCCGCGGCUCCGGCCAAAGCCGCCAAGAAGAAAACCACCAAACCCAAGAAGAGCGGCCCCAGCGUCAGCGAGCUCAUCGUCAAAGCCGUGUCCGCCUCCAAAGAGCGCAGCGGCGUGUCCCUGCCCGCGCUCAAGAAGGCUCUGUCCGCCGCCGGGUACGAUGCGGAAAAGAACAAGGCUCGGGUCAGGCUCGCCGUCAAGAAGCUGCUGGAGAAGGGCACUCUGGUCCAGAAAAAGGGCUCCUAUAAGAUGAACAAGACCGAGACCGUCAAGAAGGUGAAGAAGCCCGCAAAGAAAGCCGCUCCUAAAGCCAAGAAGCCCGCGGCCAAGAAACCAGCCACCGCCAAGAAACCCAAGGCAGCCAAGAAGCCCGCCUCCCCCAAGAAGGCCAAGAAGUCCCCGAAGAAGGCAGCGAAGCCCGCAGCCAAGCCCGCGGCCAAGAAAGCAGCCAAGAGCCCCAAGAAGCCCGCCAAGAGCCCCAAGAAGGCGGCGAAGAAGGCCCCUGCAGCCAAGAAAGCGGCCCCGAAGAAAACAGCCAAGCCCAAAGCCAAAAAGGCAGCGGCCCCCAAGAAGAAGUAAAGUCCCCGCU
Periophthalmus magnuspinnatus is the source of this 612-nucleotide messenger RNA. Its product is annotated as histone H1-like. NCBI's taxonomy places the organism in Eukaryota, Metazoa, Chordata, Actinopteri, Gobiiformes, Gobiidae. Gene Ontology annotation, biological process: nucleosome assembly. Gene Ontology annotation, molecular function: structural constituent of chromatin; DNA binding. Gene Ontology annotation, cellular component: nucleosome. Bases 6 to 602 code for a protein of 198 amino acids. The transcript has a single exon. The record is from RefSeq and is a predicted model, not a curated record.